AUGUCGUCGGGCGUGGUGCGAGCCUGCGACGAGUCAGCCGGCUCGUGUCCGUCCGUCGUCAACGUGACGUCGCGUGACGUCAACGUGACGUCGCUGCUGCUGGAGAACGGCUAUGAUGUCAGGAGCUGGCUGCAGCUCGGCCUCUGCUCGCGGCCAUACCUGCAGUCAAUCCAACCGUUCUGGGCGCGCUUUCCGGCGCCACCUUACUGGUACCAUCUGGCUAUAGCGGCCUGCUACGCCCUGAUCCUGCUGGUGGGAUGCGCCGGCAACCUCUUCGUCAUCUGCGUCUUCGCCAGGCACCGGAAGCUGCGAAAGCCGUCGAACCUGCUGCUGUUGAACCUGGCGAUCAGCGAUCUGGUGAUGGUGUUCAAGUCCGUCACCAUCGUCACCAAUUCGGUGUUCGCUGGGCCGGUGCUCGGUGUCAUAGGUUGCGAGUUCUACGGGUUCUCAACUGGCGUGACGGGCAUCACCAGCAUCAUGACUCUGGCCAGCAUCGCCAAGGACCGGUGCCGGGCGAUUUGUAAACCCCUGGACCUGACUCACCAGCUGACGCGACGCCAGGCCUACGCCAACAUCCUGGGCGUCUGGGCGUACGGCCUCCUCUUCAGUGUGCUGCCCCUCAUGGGGGUUGAAGGCAUCCGCUUCACGCCGGAGGGCUACCUGACGUCCUGCAGCUUUGACUACACAUCCGACAGUGCGGCCAACAAGGCGUUCAUCUUGGUCUUCUUCACGGCCGCCUGGAUCCUACCGUGCUGCGAGAUCUGCCGCUGCUACUACAAGUGGGUGGACCGUGUGGAGGACGCGGAUGGUGGCCCAGAGGUGGCUGAGUACUCUGGUCUGAGCGACUCUGACAUGCAGGCUGAGUACUCUGGUCUGAGCGACUCUGACAUGCAGGCUGAGUACUCUGCUCUGAGUGAUUCUGAGUUGCAGGCUGAGUACUCUGCUCUGAGCGACUCUGAGUUGCAGGCUGAGUACCCUGCUCUGAACGACUCUGAGUUUCAGGCUGAAAUAUUCCGUACGGUGCAGGGAACCACCUUCGAAAGAAGCAUGGAGGAGAGAAAAGACUCAACAUGGCGAUGCUCCAACAACAGGAAGUGCAAGUCAGAGAUCAGGCUGGCCCGGGUAAUCGGCAGCGUAGUGCUGCUCUGGUUCCUCUCCUGGUCUCCCUACGCGGCCGUCGCUCUGAUGGGCGUGUUCGGCCAGCAGAGAUACAUCACGCCGCUCAUCACCAUGAUACCAGAGCCCCACCGGCGGUGCCAGGAUGCGCGCUGGCAGGUGCUGCCCAUAUUCCACGGCCACCGGGGCCGCGCCGCUAUUGUCGACGGCGACGCUAAUGGCGCGGACGCCUCCCCGGACGUUCCGGCCGCCGGCGGCGGAAGGCGGCGACCCUGGUGA
This is a messenger RNA of Pollicipes pollicipes, 1395 nucleotides long. Its product is annotated as opsin-2-like. Gene Ontology annotation, biological process: G protein-coupled receptor signaling pathway. Lineage: Eukaryota; Metazoa; Arthropoda; Thecostraca; Pollicipedomorpha; Pollicipedidae. Gene Ontology annotation, molecular function: G protein-coupled receptor activity. Gene Ontology annotation, cellular component: membrane. The transcript has 9 exons. The coding region runs from base 1 to 1395 and encodes 464 amino acids. The record is from RefSeq and is a predicted model, not a curated record.